Molecule: messenger RNA, 2319 nt
Organism: Saccharomyces paradoxus
Lineage: Eukaryota; Fungi; Ascomycota; Saccharomycetes; Saccharomycetales; Saccharomycetaceae
Gene: SQS1
Product: Sqs1p
Exons: 1
Coding region: 1-2319 (772 amino acids)
Molecular function (GO): nucleic acid binding
Source: RefSeq, a predicted model, not a curated record
AUGGCAAAAAGACAUAGCCAUUAUCAAGGAAGCAGAAGCAGACAUGCACGUGGUGGUAAUUCCAAAAGAGGUGGCAAAGGGAACGGUAAAGGCCUAGUCGGUAGAAAGAUAAAGAAAAAGUCAGCUUCCGCUGGCGGUUGGCACAACUCGUCUGUACCAUUGGGGGAAGGUGACCUUAAUGAUGUAGGCGCCGACUUCAACCCAGGAAGAGCAUUCAUAUCACCGAAAACCAUAGAAGACUAUUAUUUUGGCCGUGAUGCCAAGAGUCGCUCUAUGAAAAUGGGUGGUUUGAGGCCAGGUAAUCGGUUCGAUUCUUCAACUAAUUUACAAGAAGGAAGAACAGCCUUCCGCAAAAGACCUAUGCAAUUUGUGAAAGCUAAAGAAGUUUAUGAUCCAUCCCAUGAUAUGAUUCAAAAACUAAGAGCAAAGAACCAAACAGAGAGCAGCGAAGAAAUUGUUGAAACGGAUGCGGAAUACUUUAAAGAACCAGAGAAGGUGGCUUCUGACGUCGAAGAUAUUCGCAAUGAGGACAAUAAAAGCGAAGAUGAUGAAAGCGAGGACGAUGAAAACAAAGACGACAAUAGCCGGGUUUUACCUUUGCCAAGCCACUCACUGUCUUCCAAUGAAGGCAAAAUCAAAGACAGCGACCUCUUUUUUGUAGAUGAAGAGGCUCAAGAGGGGCCGGAUCUAAGCAAAAUAAAAAGAGUUCGUAUCGAGGAGAUUCCAAAGCCUAGGGAAGUUGCUAUAGAGUUCGACCCUAUCCUAACAAUUGGAAAGGUUGAACUUAAUAUUUCAGAAAGGAAGGAAAGCGAGGACAUCAGUGUUGACAUUCCAAAUAAAGGUAACGAGACGUAUCAUCCGUUUUCCGGCUAUAUUUCAAGCGUGUUACAUGGCAUACAUAACAGUGAUUCGGACCAUGAUGAACUAGACUAUGAAAUAGAAACAGAAAAUAGUAGUGAACCUCUAUACGAAUCCUCAGAAAGUGUUGAGGUUGAAGACGAGUUUAAUUCUCUUGAACAACGCCGCAAUUCUCGAGGUGAUAAGAAUCUUUUGCCAAGCCCUAGUCCGCAGUUAGCGGAAGAAAUAAAAUCUCUAUCAAUAAAUGGCACCAAGCCACUUGAAAGCCGUAAUGAUAAUUUGCCAUCUCCUGUUAGCGAGGAGUUAGAAUUCGGAUUCAAAGAAGAAGAUUUUGUCAUAAAUACAAAUGAUAUAUUGGUUACCAAUAUAAGAAUGGGUGGAAUGGAUAAUUCAUAUUAUCUACAGUGCUACAGAUUACUAGGGGAUUAUAAUUUUCAUUGGAUCGACCAGGACUUACUCACUGAUUUCGUUGUAGAUGAGUUAGGUCUUCCUGAAUAUAGAUUGCCUGCAUAUUUAGAUUUUAUCAAGAAUUCUCUCAUACCAAAAGUUGAAACAGCUGAGCCAACCUACUCGGAUAUUCCUAUUUCUGAUUCGAGUGACGAAGAGGACAGCUAUGAAGAUGACGAAGAUAUAGAUCCCUCAAUUAUGCAUAGUGACAUGGAAGAGGGUCUAGACGAUCUCAUUGCAUACACAUUGAAACAUGAUACAGAAAGAUUCAAAACCUUUGAAACCAAGUCCCUGGAAACUCAAGGUAAAGGUAAGAAGAAGAAGUUACUAAUAGACGAGUCAUUAGCACUGGAUACAGAAACACUAGAGACGUUGCAAAGCAAAUUUACCAAACGCCUAGAAACUAAAGCAAAAAAAAGAAAAGCCAAGGAAGAUUUCAUUGAUCAAGAAAAUAAAAAUUCAAAUGAUAUGCUUAAGAAAUACCCAUAUGGCCUCCAUAUUCAAAACAUCAAGGAUGAAUUUGAGUCGUUUUUGUCUAAGAACAAAGAUAGGCUCACUUUUCCUCCUUUAGAUCCUCAUGGAAACAAAACCAUAAUGAAAAUCGCGAAGCAUUAUAACAUGAAAAGUUCAAAAAUUGGAAAAGCUAAUCAUACAUCGGUAGUCGUAGAGAAAAUAAAGAAAACGAAAUGGUCUACUCCGAAUCAUAGUCUGAUCGACCAAUUGAUGAGACGAAGGCCAGUAUUCAUGAGAAUAGAUGUAAGAAGACCGAGGGAAGAACAAGCCGCGUUCGAAAGAACUAAAACAAUUAGGGGGAAAUUUCAUGUUAAAGAAGGUGAGAUUGUUGGUGAAAACGCCCCAGAAAUUGGAAACGAAAACAUCGGUAGAAGGAUGUUGGAGAAGCUCGGGUGGAAAAGCGGAGAAGGUCUUGGUAUUCAAGGUAAUAAAGGUAUAAGUGAGCCAAUUUUCGCCAAGAUUAAAAAGAAUAGAUCGGGUUUGAGGCACAGUGAGAGUUAG